ACUGACAAACUGUCCAUCAAAUGGAUGGGGAACCCAUAACUGUGGGCACCAUGAAGAUGCUGGAGUCAUCUGCCAAGGCCAGGCACAAACUAGCGCAGCACCACCAACAGUUUUUGUUUCUGCAGCAACAGUGAAAUUGAACACGACUGCCCCACAGCAAGGAGUUGGAGGCCAGGCACAAACUAGCGCAGCACCACCAACAGCAACAGUGAAAUUGAACAUGACUGCCCCACAGCAAGGAGUUGGAGCUUUAAAUGAUCCCUGUUUUGAGCUCAACUGCACGGAGGAUGAAUGGUGUGGAGAGAAAAAUGAUGUUUAUGGCUGUUUCUGUAACAAGAGUCAUCACAGACCAGACCCACAAUCUUUUGAUUUCUCUGAGGUUUGUGAAAGCAGCUCUGGUUCCAUUUCCCUGUCUCGCUGUCAGCUCUUUGAGGCUGGUUUUCCUGCUGACAACUUACACCUCAAUGACCCCAACUGCAAAGGAACAGUCUGGAAUGGCAGAGUGGAGUUCUAUUUUGACAACAAUGACCACAUCUGUGGUACAAGUAUUUUGGCCAAUGGCACCCACUACAUUUAUGAGAACUUUAUUUUUGGAACGUCAGACUCGACUGAAGGUCCCAUCAGCAGGAAGGGAAUUCUGAAGCUGAAUUUCAGUUGUGUAUACCCCCAAACCCAAUCACUUUCUAUGAAUAUGGAAAUCAAUCCACUAGAGAGCAUUGUCCACAAGAAGCUUCCUGCUGGUCAAGGGAGAUAUCAGGUCAGGAUGGUUCCAUAUCAGGAUGCUGAGUUCUCCAAGCCCUUCAAUGGGAGUGUGAAUGUGGAGCUGAACCAGCAGAUGUUUCUGGAAGUUCAUGUAGACGGGAUUGACAGUCGUCAGUUUGCCACAGUGAUUGACUCAUGUUGGGCUACACCUGAGAACGAUCCUAAUCACUCUGUCCGCUGGGACCUCAUCAGCGGAGAGUGUCCCAGUCCAAAUGAUGAGACAGUGGAGCUGCUGCAGAAUGGAGUCUCCACAUCUAGCCGUUUCUCCUUCAGGAUGUUUUUCUUCACUGAAAACUCCACUAAGGUUUACGUGCACUGUACUAUUCACAUUUGCCUUCUGGCAGGAAACCACUGCUCAACUCACUGUGACUCUGGAUCCCACUUGAGAGAGGGCAGGUCUGCAGAAUUCCAUGACAGUGCUUCCAUUUCCAUGGGUCCCCUGAUGAUGUCUGAAAGGAACCAAGGUAUUUGAGCCCCAGAGCGGCAGAACAUAUCCACUGCUUAAGUGUCUGCGUGGUUCUUUGAUAUUAUUUGUUUCUCUGCAUGAAGUGUUUUCAUCUUUUUUUGCAGAAUAUUUCACUGAUUGAAAUAUUUCUGCCAAGAAUACUCAUUGUUUUAUACAAAUCUCAUCUCUUUCAAAAUGAAUGUCUUACUGAUGCUACACUCCUACAAGCUGUGUUUCUCAUUGCAAAAUACACUCUUAAGAUCAUCUAAAUUUUUUUGUCUUUUUUUUUAUUUUUUAUGAUGGAUUGACAUGUUUCCAAAACCAGCAUGUAGAUUGUUCAUUAUUUAGCAGAACUUCAGUGCACUGUUAUGGGAUAUAUACCAAAGUUACUGAAUAAAUCCAUCCAGUGGUUACAUUUUCUUUGGUCAUUAUAGUGUGGGGUAGAAUCAUUAGGAAGAACAGAAAUAAUAUUAUUCUAUGUAGUUAUGGCUUUUGUUUUUGCUGCAGUAUAAAUAAACAGAAUCCACUGUCUCUGA
Carassius auratus (goldfish) is the source of this 1743-nucleotide messenger RNA. Its product is annotated as pancreatic secretory granule membrane major glycoprotein GP2-like. The coding region runs from base 221 to 1234 and encodes 337 amino acids. NCBI's taxonomy places the organism in Eukaryota, Metazoa, Chordata, Actinopteri, Cypriniformes, Cyprinidae. The record is from RefSeq and is a predicted model, not a curated record. The transcript has 12 exons.